Tachyglossus aculeatus (Australian echidna) is the source of this 812-nucleotide messenger RNA. RefSeq names its product crystallin alpha A (gene CRYAA). Lineage: Eukaryota; Metazoa; Chordata; Mammalia; Monotremata; Tachyglossidae. Bases 1 to 588 code for a protein of 195 amino acids. Gene Ontology annotation, biological process: lens development in camera-type eye; protein refolding; response to heat. Gene Ontology annotation, molecular function: protein folding chaperone; structural constituent of eye lens. The record is from RefSeq and is a predicted model, not a curated record. The transcript has 4 exons.
AUGGACAUAACCAUCCAGCAGCCGUGGUUCAAACGGGCCCUCGGGCCUUUAUUCCCCAGCCGCCUGUUUGACCAGUUUUUUGGAGAGGGUGCCUUCGAGUACGACCUCCUGCCUUUCCUCUCGUCCACCAUCAGUCCUUACUAUCGGCAGUCUCUGUUCCGCACCGUCCUGGAGUCGGGCCUUUCCGAGCUCAUGGCCCAUGUGUGGUUUGUAAUGCACAAAUCACACGCUGGAAAUCCCAAGAACAACCCUGCCAAGGUGCGAUCUGACCGGGACAAGUUUGUCAUCUUCCUGGACGUCAAGCAUUUCUCUCCCGAAGACCUGACGGUGAAGGUGCUGGAUGAGUUUGUGGAAAUUCAUGGCAAGCACAGCGAGAGACAGGAUGACCACGGCUACAUUUCCCGGGAGUUCCACCGCCGGUACCGCCUGCCUUCCAGCGUGGACCAGGCCUCGGUCUCCUGCUCCCUGUCCUCUGAUGGCAUGUUGACCUUCUCUGGCUCCAAGGUCCAGUCCAACGUGGAUUCCAGCCACAGCGACCGAUCCAUCCCCAUCUCCCGGGAGGAAGCGCCCACCUCAACUCCCUCUUAGGCGGAGGCAGCGAGUGAAGCCGACGGGCCGCACCUAUCCCCCCACCCCGUCCUCACUCCCUCAGCUAGCACGUCGGUAUCAGGGGAAUUGCUGGAGAGGGGUGUUGCUUUUCCCUUUUUUCGUUUGGUCUCUGCUUCCUCAGAUGGAAAGAGGGCUGGAGGGGAUUCUGUAGGCACAACCCAAAGAGAUCUGUGAGGCCUGAGCCCCCUUAAAACCAGGGUGAG